Molecule: messenger RNA, 1311 nt
Organism: Malassezia restricta
Lineage: Eukaryota; Fungi; Basidiomycota; Malasseziomycetes; Malasseziales; Malasseziaceae
Product: ubiquinol-cytochrome c reductase core subunit 2
Exons: 2
Coding region: 1-1311 (436 amino acids)
Cellular component (GO): mitochondrion
Molecular function (GO): metal ion binding
Source: RefSeq, a predicted model, not a curated record
AUGUACAUGCCUAGGUCUUCGUCUAGCGUGCUGCGCACUGCGCCUGCCCAGAUCCGUGCAGCUGCAGGCACGCGCUCGCUUUCUUCAGGUGCCCCAUCGAUCCCUCUGGCUGCUUUGAACGAAAGCGCGCCUGUAGCCUCGCUUACCGUGGCUGUGCGCGCCGGCUCCCGCUUUGAGAGUGAAGCUGGCGUGGCUCACGCCAUCAAGAACUUUGCAUUCAAGUCGACCAAGGACCGCUCGGCGCUUCGCAUUGUCCGUGAGGCUGAGCUGAACGGUGGCGUCCUUUCGGCAUCGCUUUCGCGUGAGCACCUCUUCUUGACGGCCGAGUUUCUUAAGGGUGACGAGGCACACUUCGCUGACCUCCUGGCCGAGGUGGUCGGCAACCACAAGUACUGCCGCCACGAAUUCAACGAGGAAGUUGUGCCGUCGCUCGCUGCUGACGCUGAGCAAGCUGCUCAGGACCCUGUCGCUCUGGGUGUGGAUGCGCUUUUCUCGGCCGCAUACCGUGGUCGUGGUGUCGGCAGCUCGCUCUUCGCCAGCCCCUCUUCGCCCAUCACGGUCGAGGCCGUUCGUGCCUUUGCCGCGCAGGCCAUGAAUGCCUCGAACAUUGCUAUUGUCAGCUCGGGUCUCUCGCAGGACAAGCUGCGCUCGCUUGCCUCGACCAGCUUUGUUCGCGUGCCGGCUGGCUCGGCUUUGCAGGCUGCCCCGUCCAAGUACUUCGGUGGUGACUACCGUGCUGCUUUGACUGACGCGCACGGCCAUGCCUUGCCCAACGACCACUUCUUCAUGGCCUUUGAGGGUGCUUCGCGUGCAAACGCGGCGCCUCUGUCGGUGCUGGAGGCCCUGCUGGGCGGUGGUACCUCGGUCAAGUGGUCUGCUGGCCUCAGCCCCCUGUCUCAGAUCCGUGAUGCCAAGGCGCAAGCCUUCCACUCCGCUUUGGAGGACACGGGUCUGUUUGGUAUCCACAUUGCUGCUCCAUCGGCUAAGGUCGCUGACGCCGCCAAGACGGCCGCGCAGGCCCUGAAGGCUGCGGCCGACAGUGUGUCGUCGGAAGACGUGCAGCGCGCUGUGGCGAAGGCCAAGUUCGUCCUGGCUCAAGAAUUUGAGGGUUCGCGUGUGGCUGGCCACGAGUCUGUGGCUGCUCGUCUCCUGGGCUCAUCGGCAAGCUCGCUUGAGUCGGAGCUUGAUAGCCUCAGCAGUGUCAAGGCCGCUGAUGUAUCGUCGGCUGCCCAGGCGCUCCUCAAGGGCAAGCCAUCGUCCGUUGCGCUGGGCAACGUGAAGCAGCUGCCUUACGCUGACGAGCUGUUCUAA